CUUUCUGUUUGAUGAUGCGAGGCCCUUUUGAGGGAUGUGAGAGGUGCACGAAUGGAAGUCCCAAACGCAUUACGAGUACGCUGCCUCGGCUAUGGAUUGUUUUUUUUUGCCUUCUUUCAGAUGAGUGCACGGCAUAUAUGACAUGGUACUCGGAGUAAUCGUAUCAUAUGGCAAUAACUAGAGGGAUAUGGGAUAUGGGAUACAUGCAGUGCGACUCUACUACUGCAGCUGUACUGUACCUACCACUCUGCGGUCCCCCAUAGCCCAUCGUGCUCUAGCUGCGACCUCUUUUGUACGGACCAGGCAACUCCAACGCCCAUUUCGGCCCUCACGAACGGUCCUCAUUAUUUGGCAGCACCCAAACGACCGUCGCCUCGCCGUCGGACUUUUCUUGCUUCAGCCAUCGAGGAAGAGGAAUCAUACGGGAAGCGACAAAAACUGGAUUCUUCACGUGGAAAGCCCUAACCGUCCAACCGGACCUUGCAAGCUAAAAGGCCAAACUAAAUGGCGAUUGGAAGUUUCUUGAGGCAGAAGUUCAGACGCUCCACCUCCAACGCGUCGUCCAUCUCCAUCUCCAGCCAAGAUUGUUCCCAAUCGCAAUCGCAACCCCAGAAUCAGAAUCAGCAUCAACAUCACAACCAGAAUCACAAUCAUACACACGGCAGUCGGUCUACGAAAUCGCGACGCGGAAGUCAGACACCAUCACGACGAGCGCCAUCGACGUUUGGGAGUGCGACAAUUGAUGAGACAGCAGAGAAGAGCGAUGGAACGGCAACUAGCACUAGAGCCGAAGCCAAAAGUCUACUAGAGAACGCCAGCGGCGAACAAAGCAGCGAUCUACACUCGCCCUCCUCGAAGCACAUUUCCAUCCCCGACACCAAAGCCAUCGAGGAGGCGGAUUGCGCAGACUUCCCUACCCCCAACACUGAUACCAUAUCGCCGGUCGCGGAGGAGGAAGUGGAAGAUCUUGAUGAGAUAACGCCGGACGGGAACGCGCAAGGGACGAGUGCGACCAAUACGCCGAAAGCUAAGGCGCGCCCUGCUGAACUCCAGAGACGACAGAGUUUGGUGCCGCCGCAGCAGACGCGACUGAUCAAGACGUUACUGGAGACGGAAUUGCCUUCGGUGAACAGAGCGGCGACUCUGGAUUAUUUCACAUCCAACGGUUCUUCGACCAUCAGCCCAAACAUGGUGAGCAGGAAGAUUUGGGUCAGGAGGCCCGGAGCGUCAGCCACGCUGGUGACGAUUAACGAGGAUGAUUUGGUAGACGAUGUGAGGGAUAUGAUCUUGAAGAAAUAUGCAAAUACGCUGGGGAGAAGCUUUGACUCGCCGGAUGUUACGUUGAGGAUCAUUCCUAGGGAAAACCAGCAGCAGAGGACUCUGGGCCCGGAGGAACCUAUGGGCAGGACGCUGGAUGCAUAUUUCCCAGGAGGGCAGACAGUAGAGGAUGCUUUGGUUAUUGAUGUGCCACCGAGGAGGACGCCGAGACCAUCACCACAUACCGGAAGACAAUAUUACGAGGAUGGACGGCCGUUGGAGAGCGCGAGCGAGUAUUUCCCACCGAUGGCUGUACCAGCACCACCUUCGCCACACCUACCAGCCUCGAUACCAGUCAAUGGAUUGGCAAACCACAAUCACUCCAAUCUAGCAACUCACUCCAUGUCCGUAUUGACCACUGGUCAUGUCCCGGCAUUGCCCUCUCCAGGACGAAGACCACAUCAUCCCACCACGAACCGACCACGAAUGGGUCGUCAACAUACCUCCUCCCCUACCAUAAUCAGUACCCACCAACAACAAACGGUCAUGAAUAAUGGUACGCAUGCACACUCUCGAGUUCCUCGGGCAAGAACUCACUCCAGUGCAUCAGAAAAAUCCUCAAACCCAGCACCAGCUGCCCCACCUCUCCCCACGCCCCCAGCACCNGCACACUCUCGAGUUCCUCGGGCAAGAACUCACUCCAGUGCAUCAGAAAAAUCCUCAAACCCAGCACCAGCUGCCCCACCUCUCCCCACGCCCCCAGCACCCCUCCAAGCCGAAUCAUCUCAGAUCCAACGCGUCGCUACACCACCACCUCGUGUCUCUUCUCCUCGUCCUAGAACCACCAACAGUCGACCAAAGAAGAAGAAGACAAAUGCAGAUCAUCCUUCUCUCCCAGCCGGAAUGCUCAACGGCGCUGUCCCCCCAAUCAACGUAUUAAUUGUAGAAGACAACAUCAUCAAUCUCAAACUCUUGGAAGCAUUUAUGAAGCGACUAAAAGUACGUUGGCAGACAGCCAUGAACGGAAAGGAAGCCGUCACCAAAUGGCGCGCAGGCGGUUUCCAUCUCGUGCUCAUGGAUAUUCAACUUCCCAUCAUGAGUGGUCUUGAAGCUACCAAGGAAAUUCGUCGGUUAGAAAGAUUAAACAACAUUGGCGUUUUUAGUUCUUCUGCGGGAGCCGGAGCUGAGGAGGGGGGCGAGGUGGAGGCUGAGGAGGAUAGACUGCCGAGUAGUGUGCUUUUCAAGAGCCCGGUUAUUAUUGUGGCGCUUACGGCUAGUUCGUUGCAGAGUGAUAGACAUGAAGCUUUGGCGGCGGGUUGUAAUGAUUUCUUAACGAAGGUAUGUUUUUCUUCCUCUUCCCUUUGUCACUACGCCAUUUUCGUAAGCUGUGACUCUAACAAAAUUUAGCCUGUCAACUUUGUCUGGCUCGAACGAAAAGUCAUGGAAUGGGGCUGUAUGCAAGCCCUCAUUGACUUUGACGGCUGGAGAAAAUGGAAGGAUUUCUCGCAAAUGCAACAGCUUGAGAGCGGAGAGGGCGGGGAGGAGAAAAAGAAGGCCGAUGUCAAGAAGAAGAAGGGGAAGAGUAGUAGAAUUAGUACCUCUGGUAGUGGGGAAUUGAUGAAAGUUGGCGAAGCGAGGGAGAUGGGUGUGGUCUGAUGAGUGAAAACUAACAAUCAGAGGUGGAUGGAAGAGAUGGUGUAUGAGGUGAUGAAGAGGUAAUGGAUGGAACAUGCAUGGAUUGAGCCCACGGAUCGGGGGGAAUGGAGGGAAUCAUCGUUUUCUCCUUGUUGGCGGUUCUUUUGGACGUACAUAUUUAUCUCCUGUAGGAUGAGAAGGUGGAGUAAGGCAGAGAGGGGGCAAAACAUGAGCGAAGUGGAAAGGAAGCACGUCGAGCUGUGCAAAUGAGAGAAAGACCUGAUCUCGGGAGAAACAGAGAGAGGAAUUCGUAAAUAUAGUUAAUACCCAUGAAUCUUAAGAUUUUCAAGA
This is a messenger RNA of Hymenoscyphus albidus, 3243 nucleotides long. NCBI's taxonomy places the organism in Eukaryota, Fungi, Ascomycota, Leotiomycetes, Helotiales, Helotiaceae. The record is from the annotation of a GenBank genome assembly.